Molecule: messenger RNA, 1862 nt
Organism: Gasterosteus aculeatus aculeatus (three-spined stickleback)
Lineage: Eukaryota; Metazoa; Chordata; Actinopteri; Perciformes; Gasterosteidae
Source: RefSeq, a predicted model, not a curated record
CAGAAUAAAAACAGCAACGUAGAAGAGGGGGGGUGCGGUGCGGCGAGGGGCAAGCAAAGUGAUCUAUUGAACCGAACACUUUGCUUUGCCUUGAUCACGUUGACUGCUCUUCGGGGGUUGUGGUAAUUAGUUGGAGGAGAAUAAAACCAGCUGAUCGGCAGAGGGGUGGCUCAUUUUCGAGCGAGAUGGCUGACAGAAACAUUCUGUUGCUCCUCUUUGGACUCUUCCUCUCAGCGCUGAUUCAGCCUUCUCUCCAAGGAGGCGUGUACGUGCCAGCAGGUGCUGGGGUCGGACCUGGAGGCACAGGAGGCAGGACUGGAUUCUUUCCAGGGUCUGCUGGAGGAGUCGGCUAUAAACCAGCUAAAGCUGCAGUAGGAGGUUAUGGAGGUGCGGGCGGCCACGGCGUGGGCCAAGGUGGUCUGGUGCCAGGAGGUGUUGGGCAUGGCGGCUUGGGUGUUGGAGGACUGGGUGCAGGACAAGGUGGAAAGCCCCCUAAACCAGGUUAUGGCAAUCUAGGAGCCGGUGGUGUUGGAGUUGGUGGCCUGGGAGCUGGAGGCUACGGAGGAGGUGGUUAUGGCGGAUAUGGUGGCGGCACAGGGGGCUUUUUCCCAGGAGCUGGACAGAAGGCUGCUAAAAGAGGGACUGGAGGCUUAGGAACUGGAGCCGCAGUGCCUGCUGGAGUGCCUGUUAUUCCUCAGACAGGCCUUCAAGGAGGAGGUGGGGCCGGGGCUGGAAAGAAAGCUGCCAAAGUGCCAGGUGUGGGCGUGCCUGGACUUUACCAAGGUGGACUGGUGCCAGGACAAGGGUUUGGCGGACGUGGCGUUCUGCCUGGUGUUGCCAUAGGAACUAACCUAAAUCCCAAGUCAGUUGUAGGGGGAGGACAAGGUGGUCCAGUACAAGGAGGCCGCGGGUACGGUGGGCCAAUGCAGCCCGGUGUGUUCCACGGAUAUCCCCUCAAAACCCCCAAAGUGCAAGGUGGCUACGGAGCAAAACCUGGAGGUGGAAAACUGCCUUUUGGUUACGGCUUUGGAAAUGUUGGCCCUGGACUCACGGCAGGAGUAGGAGGCCCUGCCUCGAGGCCCGGAUACCCUGCUGGAACUGGAGUGGGACCUGGGGGCAUCUCACCUGCUCAGGCUAAAGCCGCCAAAUAUGGUUCGGCAGGUGGUCAAGGCGUUGCUGGAGCUGGUGGACUGUAUCCAGGGCAGGUGCCAGGAGGUGUGGGGUCUGGGGCCAUCUCACCUGCUCAGGCUAAAGCUGCCAAAUAUGGUUUUGGGGCCGUCGGAGGUGUCGGUGGUGGUUUUGGAGGUGGUGUCGGUGGUGGUGUUGGAGGUGGUGUCGGCGGUGUUGGUGGUGGUGUUAGAGGGGUGUCUCCGGGGCAGGUGCCAGGAGCGGGAUAUGGAGUUGGUUCCAAAGCUGCUAAAUAUGGACUACCAGGAGGAGUACCAGGAGGAGUACCAGGGGGGGUACCAUGGGGAGUACCAGGAGGAGUACCAUGGGGAGUACCAGGAGGAGUACCAGGGGGGGUACCAGGAGGAGUACCAGGAGGGGUCCCUGGGGGGGUACCAGGAGGAGUACCAUGGAGAGUACCAGGAGGAGUACCAGGAGGAGUACCAGGAGGUGCACCAGUGGUUGGUGGAUAUUCACCAGCAGCCAAAGCCGCUAAAUAUGGAGUUGCCACAGGAGGACUAGGAGGCGCAGGCGGAUUUGGAGGAACAGGAGGGAUUUGGAGGAACAGGAGGAUUUGGAGCAACAGGAGGACUGGGAGGAACGGGAGGAUACUCAGCUGCUGCCAAAGCUGCUAAAUAUGGGGCAUUAGGAGGAGCAGGAGGCCUGGGAGGUGGAGGACAACUGGGAGGAGCAGG